AUGGCUCUAGCGCCAUGGCUUGCUGAUAUCCUUGCUGCAAAGCAGCUGGAGUCUUGUGCGCUUCUUCAGGUAGAGGUGUCUGCCAGACAUGGGGGGAGCUUUCAGGCUCCUCAGUCAUGGUGGCGCUGGGUUGUUCUGAGCAUUAAUGAACAUGCAAGCCGUCUGGCCACGUCCUUAGACGGGAAGUACGGACACUUCGAUCUCGUCGCCGUAGACUUUUCCAUCCUUGCGUUGGGCUUUGCCCUCCUUGUCGGACUGCUCGACUUGGGCCGGAUCUCGGGGGCCUGGUCCUGUCUGCCGUCAGGCAACAUAGCCGUCAGGGCAUCGCAAGUCGUCUUCGUGGCCAGUGGCUGGCUGGUUGCAGUUACCAGCACUGCGAUUCUCACCGUGUCUAUCCCUCUGGGUUCUGCUCUUGGCUAUGGGGCCGCUUCAACCGGCUUAAUGGUCAGUUCAGUGCAGGUUGGAGGGCUGGUAGCCAACCUCACUCUCCACUGCCUUGUUCCUGAGAAGGUGCAGACGGGUGCAGACUUCGCAGCGACGCGCCGUUAUGUAUCUCUCAGCUUAUUCCUCAGCGCCAUCUCUCUCUUGGGCUUCGUGCUGGCGGUGUGUUCACCUCUUCGAGACUCGCCAAAACUGCUAUGGAACAGCCUAUUGGCUUUGCGGUUCCUAUCAGGAUAUUUCGGGAGCAAGGCACAGCUUGUGGCAAGUUGGCUGGCGCUGGAAAUGACGCCCAAAAACGAAGUCUUAAACCUACAAGCCGCCAGUCAAGCUGCUAGAAACCUGGGUUUGUUCGCUGGGGUGACUAUGUCAUCGAUAUCGCUGAUUGUUUUCCAGGAGAAGUUGAGCACGAGGGUCGAAGCACUUGGCCCAUGGCUCUGCGCCGCAUCUCCAAUCAUGUUCCAGACGGGGGCAGUGCUGCUCGUUUGGCUUGUCAUGGUGCUGAUGGUUCCCCACAGGCGACCAACGGGCGACUAUACAGAAAUGGCAAUCGAAAGCAGCCGUGCUGAAACGGCAAGCAACAGUUUAGAUGGCAUGGAGGUCACUCAGCGACGUCAACUAAUUCUGCUCGCUGUCGCAUACAGCUUCGAAAGGUCGUUUACCAUCACAGCGAUUGAGGGUGGAACUACAUUGAUUUCUCAGAACCAGUACGACAUCACGGCCGUCACAACUGGAUGGAUUUUCGGUUUGAUUUCGCUUGGCGCAUUCUGCCUCAAUGCCGUCGUUGCAGGAUGUUCGGUGUCCGAUGUUGAAGGACGCGCAUCUUUCAUGGCAGCUGGAACGUUUCUCAGCGUGUUCAUGUCCUUUGGCAUAUUCUCCUGGUGGCCGUGGUGGGUUAUCUAUGUUACCGACACCGUGAUGUUCACAUUUUGUAACACGGCUAAUGGCAUUGCGGAUGGUCUGGGAACCUUGGCAGCCAGCAACGACAGUGACUAUACCAAGGGCAAGUUCAUGCAGUGGAAGAUGAUGGCCAUGCAACUGGGUCGAGUCGUUGGUGCUCCCGUUGCACGGGGCAUCAUUGAUUCUCUUGGACGCAAUGCUUAUGGUUCCCUACAACUUAUGGUGACUCUUUGCGGUUUCUGGGGGACGUACAAGAUGCAGCGGAUCGUUCGCGAUCGAUGUCCAAAAGCCCCCUCAAAAUAA
Molecule: messenger RNA, 1641 nt
Organism: Symbiodinium sp. CCMP2592
Lineage: Eukaryota; Dinophyceae; Suessiales; Symbiodiniaceae
Source: the annotation of a GenBank genome assembly